AACUACAGAAAAAUUUUGUAAUUUUUGAAUAAUAAUAAUUUUGUUUAAACAAUUUCAUUAAAAGAGAUCAAAUGGAGAAGGGAAUAUUUCAUGUUUGCGUUGGGGCUAAUCGGAAAGAGUAUCUUUUCCUGGCUUCCGUAAAUCUGUCAGACAACUUCACUGAAAUCCCCAAAUCAGCAAGCGAUCCGAUCAUCUGAAAAUGGCCGGAAGGUUGAGCCAAGCGGCGGCGCACAUCAUGGGCGGCCGAGGCGUCGUCGCGCGCUCCGUCGCCUCUUCUCUUCGUGCUCGCUCCGGCAUGGGCCUCCCCGUCGGCAAGCACAUCGUUCCGGAUAAACCACUCCCAGUGAAUGAUGAGCUCGUGUGGGACAAUGGGACUCCAUUCCCCGAACCUUGUAUCGAUCGUAUUGCUGAUACCGUAGGAAAGUAUGAAGCAUUGGCUUGGUUGUGCGGGGGAUUGGGAUUUUUUGCUUCCCUUGGACUGUUGGCCGUCUGGAACGACAAGGCUUCCUCAAUUCCAUUUACGCCAAAGGUCUACCCGUAUGACAACCUGAGAGUGGAGCUCGGAGGAGAGCCUUAGGUGUCCAAGUAAGUGGCAGUGUGUGAGGUUUAUGUGUGUACCUUUUCUCUUGUUCUUGAAGUUUGAAUAAUAGAAGUCUGGAAACAGAAUUCUGUGCUUUAUUGAACAUCCUAAAUGAAAUACUGUACUUUGGUGUUUCAUCUAGCAAGCAGCUCUAUGUUACCCUGCCUGCCAAGCAUGGGCUCUCUCUAUUUUUAUCACAGUUUUUUUUACCAUCUCAGAUUUUCAUUUUAGGUCGUAAUUAUUCUUUUUU
Molecule: messenger RNA, 830 nt
Organism: Cuscuta campestris
Lineage: Eukaryota; Viridiplantae; Streptophyta; Magnoliopsida; Solanales; Convolvulaceae
Source: the annotation of a GenBank genome assembly